Molecule: messenger RNA, 1059 nt
Organism: Helobdella robusta
Lineage: Eukaryota; Metazoa; Annelida; Clitellata; Rhynchobdellida; Glossiphoniidae
Exons: 7
Coding region: 1-1059 (352 amino acids)
Source: RefSeq, a predicted model, not a curated record
AUGUUACUUUUUAUGAGCAUUGAUAGAAAUAAUUUUUUGUUAUCUCUCGCUGCACUAGUCGUUAUCUUUUUGUGGACCAAUGGCGUUCUAGUCGCAACCUCACCAGUGGCUGGUAGGUUAAUUCAAUUUAAUUCUCAGCCAUACGAUGAUGAAGCGAGAUGCAUUGACUUCAUCUUCAACAGCAACUGCCCAAGUCACAUGAUCAUAAGUCAAGGUCAAAAAACCUUAUCAACAAACAAUACGUGUCCGACGGCUUGUGACGAGAAGAGGGACUGUGUCCUCUGCAGGGCUUUCAAAGUUUACAGCAAGUUGAAUGAGGAGGAAUGCUCGAAGCAGUGCGAUCACGUUCUAAGGAGUAAGAGGGGUAAUUAUAAUAAUUUAUGCAAUGAUUCAAUUGACGACGACGACAAUGAUGAUGGUGACGAUGAUAAAGAUGAAGAUAACAAUGAUUUUACAGCGGCUAAUACGGUAACUCCAUCUGCACGAGUGGAGACAUUUCUACCAUCUUCAUCCUCUCCAUCUCCAUCUCCUUCUUUAUCAUCUUCAUUACCAUCUUUCUCUUCCUCUUCUUCCUCCUCAUCAUCGUCAUCCUCGCCGUCACCGCGGUUCUUGCCCUACGUAAUGUGUGGUAACUGCUACGGAACGGUGACGUCAUCGGCAGACUUGAUGAACAUAAACAGCAUGGAGUGCUUCGGACGAGUCCAGUUGAAGGGGUGUCCAGUUGGCUGCCAUCUUUAUUUUUUGUUUCAUGCAGAAAACAACGCCAGCAUAUGGAGAAAUUGCGCCAGCCAGCUAUCGCCAGACGAGGCCUCGGACUACAGCAGUAGCGACAUUCGCUUCAAGAGAAACAGCAACAAACAAGUGAGCAACUGUGGAACUAUAUCCCAAAUUAUCUCUGACGCGCAUCUCAACAAGUUUCAACCUGAAGCUAGGAGGCUUUUUGAAAAGUUUGCCUCUAGAUGGUUCAAAUCUAGCUGCUCCGAAAAUAGUUCCAGCUAUGGUGGCGAUAGAGUUCUUAUGGCACAAGGGUAUAACGAGGGAGAUCACAACCCCAAAUAA